Molecule: messenger RNA, 916 nt
Organism: Salpingoeca rosetta
Lineage: Eukaryota; Choanoflagellata; Craspedida; Salpingoecidae
Exons: 5
Coding region: 35-826 (263 amino acids)
Biological process (GO): ribosome disassembly; mitochondrial translational initiation
Cellular component (GO): mitochondrion
Molecular function (GO): ribosome binding; translation initiation factor activity
Source: RefSeq, a predicted model, not a curated record
UUGAUUUUGUGGUGUUGCAGACAGCUGUGCGGGGAUGAUGGCAGCGAUUCGCGUUAGCGGUGGUGCGCGAUGGCUUCGGCUGGCGUCCACUGGCGUUGCCACGACGAGAGCCACCACAGUCGGGGUCGUAGCGGGCUGGUCAAGGGGCGCUGUGGGUACAGGGCAGAGGUGGGCUGUGCCGGCGUCGCUGGCGGCGUGUGCGCGCAUCGCAGACCACGGCAUGAUGGCUCGCUUCUUGCGCACGUCCACAGCUGCCUUGUCACGUGGGAUGGUUGUUGAUAACGACGGAACAAAGCUUGGAGAGAUGAGUGUUGAAGAAGCAAGAAAGCUUGCUCACCAGCGGAACCUGGAGUUGCGGCUCGUUCACAAGGCACCCCGCCACUCAAAUAAGCCAGCCUUGGAUGUAUACCGCCUCGUUGACGCCAACCGUGAACGCAAGAAGCAAGAACAGCGUGAGAGGCAGCAGGCAAGGCAGCGACGCGAACGUGCGCGUCAAGAAAAGGAACUGGCAAAGCUGACCAAAGAGGUCCAACUCUCUGCAUGGUGUGGUGAACACGACCUGCAGGUCAAAGUGAAGCAAGCACACAAGUUCCUGAGUAAGGGGUUGCGAGUGCGUAUCGUCAUCAAGCAUCGGCGUGGCCAGAAACUCGACAGAGACCAACAACAACAAGUGAUUCAUCAGGUACAGGAGCAGCUGGCAGAUGUGGGCAUUCCCCACGAUGCACGGCAGCAAGGCGCUUUCAUGGUAUCCAUGAUUGACCCUCGCCCUCCCUCCGAUGACGACGACGGCGAAGUUGAUGAUAGGGGAAGCGGCAGCUCGCAAUGACAUUCACGCGUGUUGUUCUGUGUUGUGGUGUGUGUGUGAUAUCUUCGAGUCGUGUUCAAGUUACAUUCCAUUAAAGAUAUGUGUGCCCAA